Notodromas monacha is the source of this 2325-nucleotide messenger RNA. NCBI's taxonomy places the organism in Eukaryota, Metazoa, Arthropoda, Ostracoda, Podocopida, Cyprididae. The record is from the annotation of a GenBank genome assembly.
AUGUUGUGCCUGUCUCGCUGUGCGUUGCCCGGCUCGAGGAUUUUCCAUAGGCUUUCAACCAGUUCUAAUGUAGAUGAAUUGGUCCGACGCAUCACAGCCAUCGCUGGUCCAAGAACAACGCAAGUCAUCCUUGACUUGUGCGCCCCUAAGGGCUUUGAAAAAUAUUUCCCUGGUGGGAAGAAGCCCCAAGAGAAGUCAGAGGAUGAGAAGCAGCAAACCGAGGAGGGGAAGAAAGUUCCCCCGCCGCCCUUGCCACGAGUUCCAGGGAAGACGCCUUUCAACUUCCAGAACGUUUUCAACUCGAAGCGAUCUUCAUCCUCGGGUCCGCCACCGGAAAAUGAACGCGAGCGCAUCCUAACCAUAGCUGUGAUUGCGACAUUGACGAUUAUAGGGUUAGCUGCGUUUUUCGAUUCAUCCUACCGUGAAAUCACUUGGAAAGAGUUUGUUACGAAUUAUCUCGCCACCAACAAGGUAGAUCGUUUGGAGGUAGUCAACAAAAAAUGGGUCCGAGUGCAAACUGUUUCCGCUGAAAACACAAUCCCGUGGUUCAACAUCGGCUCUGUUGAUACUUUUGAGCGAAACCUGGAGACUUCUCAGGCUGAACUUAGUCUUGAAGCAGAGAAUCAGAUCUCGGUUGUUUACCGAAAUGAGUUUGAACUUGCCAGUCUCUCCGGUUUCUUACCUACUCUCCUCGUCAUUGGUUUCAUCAUCUUCAUGAUGCGUCGUUCGGCUCAGAUGAUGGGUGGUCGCGGAGGUCGUCCAGGUCGGGGACUUUUUGGUGGAGUCGGGGAAUCGACAGCAAAACUUGUCAAUCCUACGGAUAUUGGCGUUAAGUUCGCAGACGUUGCCGGAUGCGAAGAAGCCAAACUGGAGAUCAUGGAAUUCGUGAACUUCCUUCGAAAUCCGCAACAGUAUCUUGAUCUUGGUGCGAAGAUUCCAAAAGGUGCUCUUCUCACUGGAAAUCCUGGUACUGGUAAAACACUUCUCGCGAAAGCCACAGCCGGUGAAGCAAACGUACCUUUCAUAUCUGUAUCGGGCUCGGAGUUCCUUGAGAUGUUCGUAGGUAUCGGGCCGUCGAGAGUUCGUGACAUGUUUUCCAUGGCGAAGAAACACGCACCUUGCAUACUGUUCAUCGAUGAAAUUGACGCGGUUGGGCGAAAGCGUGGUGGACGUAGUAUCGGUGGACAUUCUGAGCAAGAGAACACUUUGAACCAGCUGCUUGUCGAAAUGGAUGGAUUUAACACCUCUACAAACGUUGUCGUGCUUGCUGCGACGAACAGAGUGGACAUCCUUGACCCUGCUUUACUUCGUCCGGGUCGUUUUGACCGUCAGAUCUACGUUCCCGCGCCAGAUAUCAAGGGCAGGGCUUCGAUCUUCAAAGUUCAUCUGAAACCCUUGAAAACAACGAUCGACAAGAACGAACUUUCUCGUAAAAUGGCAGCUCUCACUCCGGGAUUCACUGGCGCGGAUAUCGCCAAUGUCUGCAAUGAAGCUGCUUUGAUCGCUGCGCGGGACUUGUUCCACGAAGUGAUAUUGAAACACUUCGAACAAGCUAUUGAACGAGUAGUCGCAGGCAUGGAGAAGAAAACCAACGUCUUGCAGCCCGAAGAGAAACGAACCGUAGCGUACCACGAAGCAGGACACGCUGUCGCAGGAUGGUUUUUGGAACACGCAGAUCCUCUUCUGAAGGUAUCCAUUAUCCCGCGGGGACGAGGGCUUGGUUAUGCCCAGUAUUUACCGAAAGAACAGUACCUGUACUCAACAGAGCAGUUGUUGGAUAGAAUGUGUAUGACGUUGGGUGGUCGGGUUUCCGAGGAGCUGUUCUUCAAUCGGAUCACGACUGGGGCACAGGAUGACCUCCGUAAAGUGACUCAAAGUGCAUACUCUCAAGUUGUGCAAUACGGUAUGAAUGAAAAAGUGGGAACUUUGAGUUUCGAGAUGCCGCGUGAAGGUGAUAUGGUGCUUGAAAAGCCUUAUUCUGAAGCUACAGCGCAGCUGAUUGACAACGAAGUUCGUGAGAUGGUGAAAAGCGCGUACAACCGCACGAAGCAGUUGUUGACAGAACAUCGUGAGGAUAUUGACAAAGUGGCCACGCGUUUGCUUGAGAAAGAAAUCCUUAGUCGUGAUGAUAUGAUAGAGCUGUUAGGACCGAGGCCGUUUAAGGAGAAGUCGACUUACGAAGAAUUUGUGGAGGGAACAGGAAGUUUCGAGGAGGAUACGAAAUUACCGAAAGGGCUCGAGGGUUGGAACGAUCCGAAACCUGAUGAGGAGAAGAAGAAUGAUUCGGAGAAGAGCUCCUCCAGUAGUUCGUGGAGCUGGCAUUAG